AUGGAGGUGUCACCGUCACCCGCGAGCCCAGCCCCGAAUGGCGUGAGCUCGCCUUCGUUCCCUGCCAUAGACCCAAAUCAGCUCGUCGACCAUCUCGUUGCUGUCAUCGGCAGUACCCUCGGUGCGACGAAAGAGGAGCUCGAAAGCCCUGGUAGUCUUCUUCAUAAGAGCCGCAUUGGCGACACGAUUCAAAGAUGUUCCCGCUUCGCAGCAGAUACCCAGCAAUCCCUCUAUGUCCAGAAGGAUAUCGCUCCUUCAUCGCCUACUGAGGCUACACCUGAUGAAUCCAGGGCUCCUUUCCAUACAUACACCCUCACAACCGAAAUGUCCUCGCUCCCCACGACCGUGUCCUCCCUUGUCCUCCUCAAAAGAGCUCAACCACUCGACCCUGCGCUUCCGCUUACCGCCCAGAUACUCAUCACCAAUCUCCCUGGUCCUGCUACGUUGAACGCGACGGUUGGCGAGCAAGGGCCUUCUACUUCUCCCUACGAGAUCCUCCAGUCCCUGAUCCAUAACGCUUUGGUUCCCUACUUCGACGCCAAUACCAAGACCCAACUUACAAACGGCACGAGAGGCCGAGCGGAUGUCGACUCGAAGACUGGUAUCCCAAUCACGAAGAAGCGAUGGAACGAUUUGGAGCUCAGCUUGCUCCAUCUCCAGGAGAAUGUCGAGAUCCCUCAGGUGUCCCUAACGUUCCAUCCCGUCGUACAGUCAGCCCUCGAAGCCGCCCAGUUGGAUAGAAUGCGACCGUCUCUCGACCUGAUCCCGGAAAGAAUUUUACAGGAUAGUUCGAUUCUCAACAAUUUACAGGCCAAUGUCAACAGCUGGAUCAAAUCCAUUCAGGCCAUCACGAAGAUGACGCGAGACUCAUCGUCCGGUCCGGGCCAGGAUCUCAAGUUCACCGCGAGCCAAGAGAUCAACUUUUGGUUGUCGAUGGAGUCUGCUCUCGAGGCCAUCGAGGCCCAGCUGGAGAGUGAUGGAGUUCUACUCACCCUGGGAAUCCUGAAGCAUGCGAAGCGUUUCCAGGCGACUGUAAGCUUCACCGCUGAUACUGGCUUGAAGGAGGCUAUGGAGAAGGUGCAAAAGUACAACCAACUCAUGCGAGACUUCCCCCUCGACGAGCUACUCUCGGCCACUUCGCUGCCCAAGGUCCAGGACGCCCUUAUCCAGAUAUUUGCGCAUCUAAACAAGAAGCUGAAGAUCUGCCCUUACCCUAUCCGACGAGCUCUUCCGCUUGUUGAGGCCAUCUCGGGUGACCUUGACGAGGUUCUCCACCGGCUACUUCCGGGCACCGAGUUGGUUGAGCUGGAGUAUCCCGAGUUCCAGUCGGUUAUGAAGGCCUGCGUUUCCAUCUUUCAGACGUGGGAGGAGAGUAUCAAGGAAUUUACAAACGUUGCUCGUGAAGUCACUCGUCGCCGAAAUGACAAGUUCAUUCCGAUUAAGGUCAACAAAAAGCACUCGGAACUUGAGGGCCGUCUCAAGUAUGUGAGUACCUUCAGGGACAACCAUGAACAGCUCCAGCGGACCAUUGUCAACGUCUUGGGACCCAAGGCGUCUGUUGACGGCGUGGUCGAACCGGGAGACCCCACCGGCGCCAUCGUCAUUGAAGAGAUGGGUGAUGUCGACGCUGUUGAAGAGGUCAAGCAAGCAUGGGAAGCCCUCAGGAACGUCGACCUCCUCGACGUCUCCCCUCAAGGGACGGAGAGGUGGGCGAGAGCCGAGAAUGUUUACAACGAGCGCACGACGCGGGUAGAGAAUUCCAUCAUCACCCGACUUAGAGACCGCCUAGGAACUGCAAAGAACGCAAAUGAGAUGUUCCGCGUCUUCUCCAAGUUCAACGCGCUUUUUGUGCGGCCAAAGAUCAAGGGUGCUAUUGCUGAGUACCAGCACCAACUUCUUGACCACGUCAAGCAGGCUAUCAACGGCCUUCACGAGCGGUAUAAGCAGCAAUACGCCCACUCCGAGGCCCACGCCAUGGCUCAAUUGCGUGAUCUCCCUCCUGUUUCCGGCGCCAUCAUCUGGGCCCGCCAAAUCGAAUUUCAGCUAGACGGAUACAUGAAGAAGGUAGAACAUGUUCUCGGCGAGGAGUGGAAGGUACACUCCGAGGGUCAGAAACUCCUUCAUGAAAGUAACCUCUUCAGGUCGAAGCUCGAUACACGCCCAAUUUUUGAGGCUUGGGCACGAGAAGUCAAGAGGAGAAAGAUUUCGAUUUCGGGUUUCCUAUUCACCGUUAACAGGGUUCGAUCAUCUAACACCUUGGAACUCACUGUGAAUUUUGACCAGCAAGUGAUCACUUUAUUUAAAGAGACUCGAAACCUGGCCUGGCAGAACUAUUCGGUCCCGCAUACCAUCAGCUCGGUAUCCAAGGAUGCCAAGAGGGUGUAUCCUUACGCCGUUAGUCUGAUGGAGGGCGUGAGGACUUUCUCGCAGACUAUGCGCCAGAUCUCCGAGAUGGGUGAGGAGGCUGUUCUUCUCAACGGCUACCGCAAUGACGGCUUUGCCCUUAUCAAGAAGGGCGUGCCGCUGAAGUGGGAAUCCUUCGUGACCGCUUAUGAUGUCUUCUUCAAUGCCAACCGAGCCAACCACUCCCUCGCAGAGCUUGGCAUUGGCAAGGCAGGUGAGAGCAAGCACGGGAUGUUCAUCCGGGAGUUUGUGGCUGCCGUUUCCCUCCUCCAGUCCAAGACCAUUACUUUGGCUUCCAUCCAUGCUACCGUGGAGAAGGCACUUGCGGAGCUUGCGAUCUGCCCUUACGCGACCGACGAGUUCCAGUCUCGCUUGGAGACCAUCCAAGCCGCCGUUGAUCAGCUGAACUUGGAGCAGUAUGUUAACCUGAACUUCUGGGUCGAAGGGAUGAACCAGAAACUUAAGGACGUUCUUCUUGCCCGUUUGCAGCACGCCAUCCAUGCCUGGAUUGGUGCUUUUGAGGAUGAAUAUCUAGAAGAGGGUGGCCGGAAACAAGUUAUCGACCCGGUCGAGGCAAAGAAUGGUCCCGUCAUGCCUCGCCUAGUGCACGAAUUGGCCAUGCGAAACCAGGUUAUCUAUCUCGACCCGCCGCUCGAGCAUGCGCGAGCCGGAUGGUUCCUCCAUCUUCACGAUUGGCUUGGCGUUGUUUGCAACCUCCCCAAGCUCAAGGCUACCCGGUACCAGAUGGCACUCGCUGCUAAGAACGACGACGCCCGGUUCACCGAUCUUCCCAUGGAGUGCGCCGAUGCUCUUUCUCGCGUCUACGUUGCCAUGGAGGCCAAGCUGCGGGACAUUAGUGCUUACGUCGACAAGUGGUUGCAGUUCCAAUCACUGUGGGACUUGCAGUCAGAGCAAGUCUACGAGGCCAUUGGCGAGAAGUUGUCGAGUUGGCUUCAGCUUCUCCAGGACAUUCGCAAGACUCGUCAGACUUUCGACACCCAGGAAGUCAGCCAAUCCUUCGGUCAUAUCACCAUCGAUUACGAGCAGGUCCAGACUCGCGUGAACACCAAGUAUGAUCAGUGGCAGCAUGAUAUCCUCCUCAAAUUUGCUAGCCGCCUCGGAGCUCGUAUGCGAGAUGUUUACGCCGACAUGGACAAGAUGCGCCGAGAUCUCGAGCCCCAAACCCUCGAAUCUGCCUCUACUGACAAGGCGGUCAAAUUUAUCACGGCUGUCCAGGCUUGCCGUAGGAACGUAAAGAUCUGGGCACCGGAGAUUGAUAUGUUUCGCCAGGGCCAGUCUACAUUGGUCCGACAGCGAUACCAGUUCCCUCAGGAUUGGGUCGACAUCGCCCAGAUUGAAAGCGAAUGGGACGCCAUUAACGAGAUGUUGGAGAAGAAGUCGAAGAUUGUCAAUGAUCAGACGGAUGCCCUCCGGGCUAAGAUUAUCGCCGAAGACAAGCUUGUGAAUGAGCGAAUUGCUGAAGCCGCUUCUCAAUGGAACGAAGAGAAGCCCGUUUCCGGCACAAUUCCUCCUGACGUCGCAUCCGCUACUCUUACGCAAUUUGAGAGCCGCAUCACAGCUCUCCAAGAGCACUCUCAAAUGGUUGCGAAGGCCAAGGAGGCACUUGAUCUUCCGCCCAGCCCCGAUUCUUCUCUCGAUGCCAUCAUGGAGGAGGUCCAAGACUUCCAGUCCGUCUGGGCCAAUCUCGCCACAAUUUGGGCCAGCCUUAACGAUACCCGCGAAACUCUCUGGACGGCAGUCCAACCCCGAAAAAUCCGCGGCAAGAUCGACGACCUUAUCAAGAACACCAAGGAAAUGCCGAGCCGGAUGCGGCAGUAUGCUGCAUUUGAACAUGUCCAGAAGAUUCUGCGUGGUCUCUUGAAGGUCAAUCCUAUCCUUUCGGAUCUCAAGUCGGAUGCCAUUCGGGACCGCCAUUGGACCAAAAUCUUCAAGCAGCUGCGUCCUGGCAAGCGAUAUUCCCCUGUCUCCAUGACUCUCGGAGAUGUUUGGGAUCUCAAUCUCGUUGCAACAGAAGCGAUCGUGAAGGAUAUCAUCGCCCAGGCGCAGGGCGAAAUGGCCUUGGAGGAGUUCAUCCGACAAGUCCGAGAGACGUGGACCAACUAUGCUCUGGACCUAGUCAACUACCACAACAAGUGCCGUCUAAUCCGCGGCUGGGAUGACCUCUUUGCCAAGUGCAGUGAGAACCUCAACUCCUUGCAGGCUAUGAAGCACUCGCCCUAUUACAAGGAAUUUGAGGAAGAUGCCUCGGCCUGGGAGGACAAGUUGAACAGGCUCCAUGUCCUCUUCGACAUCUGGAUAGACGUCCAGCGACAGUGGAUCUACCUCGAAGGUGUCUUUACCGGUAAUGCCGAUAUUAAGCAUCUCCUGCCCAUCGAGUCGGGCCGCUUCCAGAACAUCAACAGCGAGUUCUUGGCCGUGAUGAAGAAAGUCUACAAGCAACCGUACGUCUUGGAAGUUCUUACCAUUCCGAAUGUUCAAAAGUCCUUGGAGCGUCUGGCGGAACUUCUGAACAAGAUCCAAAAGGCCCUUGGAGAGUACCUUGAGAAGGAACGUCUGUCAUUCCCUCGAUUCUACUUCGUCGGUGACGAGGAUCUACUCGAAAUGAUUGGUAAUAGCAACGACACUCUCCGUAUUGCCAAACACUUUAAGAAGAUGUUCGCCGGUAUCUCGGGUCUCACCAUGGACGAUGAUAACUCUAUCAUCACCGGAUUCACGUCUAAAGAGGGUGAGGUUGUCAAACUUAAGAAAGAGAUUUCCCUUGCCAAGACACCACGCAUCAACGACUGGCUUACACUGCUGGAGGACGGCAUGAAACGGACGCUCGACCACCUUCUCGCAGAGGCUGUCGAAGCCUACACGCCCAUCUUCGAAGCUGAAACGCUUGACGGGGCGGCGUUUGACAAAUACAUGGAAGAAUUUCCCAGCCAAAUUGUCGUCCUGGCGACGCAAGUUGUAUGGACGACGGCUGUUGAGAAGUCUCUCGCUGCAGGCGGGAAGACUCUGCAGACAUUGUACAAUCGCGAGGUUGGCAUCCUGCGAUACCUUGCCGACACCGUCCUUCGCGACCUCGGUGUAAUUGAGCGAAAGAAGUGCGAACAGCUCAUCACCGAGUGUGUCCAUCAGCGUGACGUUAUCGAAAAGCUGAUCAAAGCAAAUGCCACCCACGAGAAGCAUUACCUGUGGCUCCUGCAGAUGCGCUACGUCUACACCCCCGAAGGCGAUUAUCUCUCGCGUCUUUGCAUCAAGAUGGCCAAUGCUAAGCUGGACUACGGCUUCGAGUAUCUCGGUGUGCCGGACCGUCUUGUGCGGACCCCGCUUACGGACCGGUGCUUCGGUACUCUCACCCAGGCGCUUUGCCAGCGUCUCGGAGGCUCCCCCUAUGGACCGGCAGGUACUGGUAAAACUGAGUCCGUCAAAGCCCUUGGUGUCCAGCUCGGACGGUUUACCCUCGUGUUCUGCUGUGAUGACACGUUUGACUUCCAAGCAAUGGGCCGUAUCUUCCUCGGUAUCUGCCAAGUCGGCGCGUGGGGUUGUUUCGAUGAGUUCAACCGUCUGGAGGAGAGGAUUCUAUCUGCCGUCUCUCAGCAGAUUCAAAACAUUCAGCUCGGCCUUAAACAAGGUGUCGAAGACGACAAUGCCCAGAUUGAGCUCGUUGGACGACAACUACACGUCAGUCAGAAUACCGGUAUCUUCAUCACCAUGAACCCUGGUUAUGCGGGCCGAUCCAAUCUCCCAGACAAUUUGAAGAAGCUCUUCCGAAGUGUGGCCAUGUCCAAGCCAGACAAGGAGCUGAUUGCCGAAGUCAUGUUGUAUUCCCAGGGCUUCAACCAAGCAAAGCAGCUUUCGAAGCAGACAGUGCCCUUCUUCGACCAGUGUUCCAAACAGCUGUCGAAGCAGGCUCAUUACGACUUUGGUCUCCGUGCCUUGAAGAGCGUUCUUGUCAGCUCCGGUGGCCUGAAGCGUGCUAGGCUCUCGAAUGGCGAGGUCAAUGCAGUUGACGACGCGGCGUUCGAGCCAGAAAUCAUCGUUCAGAGUAUUCGCGAGACGAUUGCUCCUAAGCUCAUCCGAGAUGAUGUCGAUAUCAUGGCCGGAAUCGAGGAAGUCUGCUUCCCUGGCAUCAAGUACGUGCCGGCCAACCUCGAGAAGCUCGAGAACGCCAUUCGAACACUCGCCAGCGAAAGACAAAUGGUUGUUACAGACUCCUGGAUGACCAAGGUUCUUCAAUUGUACCAGAUUCAGAAAAUCCAUCAUGGUGUUAUGAUGGUUGGAAACUCGGGCAGUGGCAAAUCUGGUGCAUGGAGGCUCUUGCUUGAUGCUCUUCGCGUUGUUGAGGAUAUCGAGGGUAUUUCCCACGUUAUCGACUCCAAGGUCAUGUCGAAGGAGGCCCUGUAUGGUAACCUUGACUCGACAACGCGCGAGUGGACCGACGGCUUGUUCACGAGCAUUCUUCGUAAGAUCGUCGACAACCUCCGUGGCGAAGAUACAAAGAGGCACUGGAUCGUUUUCGAUGGCGACGUUGACCCCGAGUGGGUUGAAAACUUGAACAGUGUCCUCGACGAUAACAAACUCCUAACUCUGCCUAACGGAGAACGUCUCAACCUACCGCCGAACGUCCGCAUCAUGUUCGAAGUAGAGAACCUCAAAUACGCGACCUUAGCCACUGUGAGUCGUUGCGGUAUGGUCUGGUUCAAUGAAGAUAUCGUAUCCCCCAACAUGAUGGUCGCGAACUACCUCGAGCGAUUGCGAACUGUCGUCUUCGAAGAUCUUGAUGAGGAUGCCGUCGGCUCCGGCCAAAACCCCGCCAAGAUGUUGGCUGUGCAGGCACAGGUCGCUGAUCUACUGCAAACCUUCCUGACCAAGGAUGAUUUCAUCCUUGCAGCACUCAAGGAAGCCGAGGGAUAUACGCACAUCAUGGACUUCACUAUUGCCCGUGUCCUCAACACCCUAUUCUCCCUAUUAAACAAGGCGGUCCGAGAUAUCAUCGAAUACAAUGCCCAGCAUACCGACUUCCCAUUGGACCACGAACAAAUGGAAGGCUAUAUUUCCAAGAAGCUUCUCCUCGCCCUCGUUUGGUCGUUAACCGGAGACUGCCCACUUGGUGAGCGCAAACUCUUCGGCGACAAGCUUUGCGGUAUCGCCCACUUUGGAUCGCCCCCAGUCGAUGGUUCCAGCUCUUUGAUCGAUUUUGAUGUCUCACUACCCCAGGCCGAAUGGACUUCUUGGCAAGCGCAAGUCCCGACAGUGGAGGUUAACACCCACUCUAUCACACAGACCGACGUCGUCAUUCCGACUCUGGACACGAUCCGCCACGAGGAUGUUCUCUACUCGUGGCUUGCCGAGCAUAAACCUCUACUACUCUGCGGUCCUCCCGGUUCCGGUAAGACGAUGACAUUGUUCAGCGCUCUUCGCAAACUGCCUAAUAUGGAAGUCGUCGGCCUCAAUUUCUCGAGCGCCACCACACCCGACCUCCUUAUCAAGACCUUUGAACAGCACUGUGAAUACAAGAAGACUCUGAACGGUGUUAUCCUCUCGCCGAGGCAAAUUGGUCGCUGGCUUGUCAUCUUCUGUGACGAAAUUAACCUUCCCGCCCCCGACAAAUACGGAACUCAGCGGGCUAUCUCGUUCCUGCGCCAGCUUGUUGAGCACAAUGGUUUCUGGAGGACCUCCGACAAGUCCUGGGUUACCCUGGACAGGAUUCAGUUCGUCGGUGCCUGCAACCCUCCAACGGAUGCUGGCCGAACGCCUCUCGGCGCCAGGUUCCUGAGGCACGCACCCCUGAUCAUGGUAGACUAUCCUGGCGAGCUUUCGCUCCUGCAGAUUUACGGUACUUUCAACUCUGCCGUGCUCAAGAUCAUUCCUACGCUUCGCGGCUAUGCCGACGCACUUACGCAAGCCAUGGUCAAGUUCUAUCUCCAGUCACAGCAGCGUUUCACACCUAAGAUCCAGCCACACUACGUAUACAGUCCUCGUGAACUUACUCGAUGGGUCCGUGGUGUUUAUGAGGCCAUUCGACCUCUUGAAACUCUUACUCUCGAGGGUCUUGUCCGCAUCUGGGCUCACGAAGCUCUUCGUCUCUUCCAGGAUCGACUCGUCGCUGAAGAAGAGCGCCAGUGGACUGACGAAGCCGUCCGCCGAAUUGCGCUCGACCUCUUCCCCACUAUUGAUGAAGAGAAGGCUCUUGGAGGACCGAUCCUGUUCUCCAACUGGCUCUCGAGACAUUAUGUACCCGUCGACCGCGAACAGCUUCGAGACUUCGUCAAGGCCAGGUUGAAGACAUUCUGCGAAGAGGAGGUCGACGUACCACUAAUCCUCUUCAAUGACGUUUUAGAGCACGUCUUGCGCAUUGAUCGUGUGUUCAGACAACCCCAGGGACAUCUCAUCUUGAUCGGUGUCAGCGGAAGUGGAAAGACUACUCUGUCGCGAUUCGUUGCCUGGAUGAACGGUUUGAAGGUCUUCCAAAUCAAGGUCCACGGCAAGUAUACAGCGGAGGACUUUGAUGAUGACCUCCGAGAUGUCCUGCGCCGUGCCGGAUGCAAGGGCGAGAAGAUUUGCUUCAUCAUGGAUGAAUCCAAUGUCCUUGAUUCCGGUUUCUUGGAACGUAUGAACACACUCCUCGCCAACGCCGAAGUUCCUGGUCUGUUUGAGGGAGACGACUAUGCUGCUCUUAUGACAGCUUGCAAGGAAGGCGCUCAACGACAAAACCUACACCUCGACUCCCCCGAGGAACUCCACAAGUGGUUCACGCAGCAGAUUGUCAAGAAUCUCCAUGUUGUCUUCACGAUGAACCCACCAGAGGAUGGUCUAUCUUCCAAGGCAGCCACCAGUCCUGCUCUGUUCAAUCGAUGUGUGCUCAACUGGUUCGGUGAUUGGUCUGACCAGGCCCUCUUCCAGGUCGGCCAUGAACUUACCCAAUCUGUUGAUCUGGACCGUCACAAUUACGCUGCUCCUGACACUAUUCCCGUGGCGUACCGUGCUCUCUCGCUGCCGCCUUCUCAUCGCGAGGCUAUUGUCAACUCCAUGGUUUACAUUCACUACUCGCUGCAACGGUUCAAUUCCAAGCUUCUGAAGCAACAAGGUCGGGUCACAUACCUAACCCCUCGCCACUUCCUCGACUUUGUUGCUCAGUACGUCAAGCUCUACAAUGAGAAGCGAGAGGACCUCGAAGAGCAACAGCGUCAUCUCAACGCUGGUCUGGAGAAACUCCAGGAUACCGUGGACAAAGUCAGCGACCUCCGUGUCAGCCUUGCAGAGAAGUCUGCGCAGCUUGAUCGCAAGGGCGCAGAGGCAGAUGAGAAGUUGAAGCGCAUGCUCGCUGAUCAGCAAGAGGCAGAGCAGCGCAAGGCCGCCUCCCUCGAGCUUCAGAAGGUUCUUGAUGUCCAGCAGCGAGAAGUGACUUCGCGAAAGCAAAUCGUCUUGGAUGACCUCGCUAAGGCCGAGCCAGCCGUCGAAGAAGCGAAGGCCAGUGUUAGUAACAUCAAGAGGCAGCAUCUAACAGAAGUUCGUUCCAUGAGCUCGCCUCCACAGGGUGUACGUCUCGCGCUCGAGGCCGUAUGCGCGCUUCUCGGCAACAAAAUUACGGACUGGAAAUCGAUUCAGGCCAUCGUGCGAAAGGAUGAUUUCAUUGCCAGCAUCAUCAACUUCAACAACGAAGAGAAACUAACAAAGUCUCUCCGGCUCAAGAUGCGCAAUGACUACAUGGGCUCGCCCGAUUUCACCUUUGAGAAGGUCAACCGCGCCUCGAAGGCUUGCGGUCCCCUCGUCCAGUGGGUGUCGGCCCAAGUUAACUACGCCGAGAUUCUAGACAGGGUCGGCCCUCUCCGCGAGGAGGUCGCGCAACUCGAAGACCAGGCCCUACAGACCCAGGCUGAGGCCAAGGCCGUCGAACAGACAAUUGACAGCUUGGAGAGCCGAAUUGCCACUUACAAGGCAGAGUAUGCCACUUUGAUCGCCGAGACCGAGGCCAUCAAGGCGGAGAUGUUGAGGGUGCAGUCUAAGGUUGACAGGAGUGUCAAGCUACUCGACAGCCUGUCGUCCGAGAGGAUUCGUUGGGAGGAAGGAAGCAAGUCUUUCGAGACUCAAAUCAGCACCCUUGUCGGUGACGUCUUGAUUGCAGCGGCCUUCUUGGCCUACAGUGGUCUCUAUGACCAGACAUUCCGAAAGUCAAUGAUGGACGACUGGCUUCAUCAAUUACAUUUGUCGGGUGUCCUCUUCAAGGCGCACAAUCCGGUGACCGAGUACCUCUCUACUGCCGAUGAGCGGCUCAACUGGCAGCAGAACACUCUACCUGUGGACGAUUUGUGCACGGAGAACGCCAUCAUCUUGAAGCGUUUCAACAGGUAUCCUCUGAUUAUCGACCCCUCCGGUCGUGUCACAGAGUUCCUUCAGAAGGAGUGCAAGUCGCGCCGCUUGACUGUCACUAGCUUCUUGGACGAUUCCUUCACCAAGCAGCUUGAGAGCGCUCUGCGAUUCGGUAACCCGAUCCUCAUUCAAGACGCAGAGCAUCUUGAUCCGAUCUUGAACCAUGUUCUCAAUAAGGAAUACCAGAAGACAGGCGGUCGUGUUCUCAUCCAGCUCGGCAAACAACAAAUCGACUUUUCGCCUGCAUUCAAGCUGUAUCUCGCCACGCGAGACCCGUCGGCAACCUUUGCCCCCGACAUUUGCAGCCGGACAACAUUUGUCAACUUCACUGUUACGCAAAGCAGCUUGCAGACUCAAUCUCUCAACCAAGUGCUCAAAUCUGAACGACCAGACGUUGAUGAGCGUCGAUCCAACCUCAUCAAGUUGCAGGGCGAGUUCAAGAUCCAUCUCCGACAACUUGAAAAGCGUCUUCUGCAGGCUCUUAACGAGUCUCGCGGAAAUAUCUUGGACGAUGACAACGUUAUCGAAACAUUGGAGACCCUAAAGACAGAGGCGGCCGAGAUUUCAGCCAAGAUGAGGAAUACUGAAGGCGUGAUGACAGAGGUGGAGGAGAUUACGCAGCAAUACAGCAUCAUUGCCAAGUCUUGCAGUGCUGUCUUCGCCGUCCUUGAGCAGCUUCACUAUCUCAAUCACUUCUACCAGUUCUCUCUCCAGUACUUCCUCGACAUUUUCGAGGCUGUGCUCCAUAACAACAAGCACCUUGCGGGCGUGACGAAUUAUGAUGCCCGCCGCGAUAUCAUCGUCAAGGAUCUGUUUGUCAAUACCUUCCAGCGGACUGCCCUUGGUCUCCUUCAGAAGGACCGCGUUACUUUGGCAAUGCUCCUUGUUCACGCUUCACCUAUUCAGAUGGAUAAGACACUCCUCGAAUUGAUCAUCAGCGACAGGGUUGAGGGUCAGGAUAUCUCGAGUAACCCCAGCCUGAAAGCUGACGCUAUGAAUAAGGCUAGGCGCAUUCCUGCUCUCAAAGACAAGCUCGACAUGGCACCUGAGGCCGAUUGGGACAGGUUCUUCACCGAGGAGAUUGCCGAGAACUUUGUGCCCCGCAUCUGGGAUAAUACAGCCGACCCUGCAGAAAAGACUCUUCAGUCGCUCUUGCUCGUUAAGCUCUUCCGUCUUGAUCGGUUUAUCCCGGCGGCCGAGCGAUUCGUGGCUGGUGUGUUCGGCCCCGCAAUCUUCGAUAUCAUCGAAGACUUGGGAGAGACAGUUGCCGAAGUGCCCGCCACCCGUCCCAUCUCCCUGGUUUCUAGCCCUGGUUUCGAUGCCAGUUACAAGGUCGACAAUCUUGUCGAGAGACUGAAUGUCAGGUGCACCAACAUUGCCAUGGGUUCUAAUGAAGGCCUCUCCGGUGCCGAUAAGGCCAUUGCGAACGCCGCGCAGACAGGCUCUUGGGUGUUGGUCAAGAACGUCCAUCUCGCGCCCACCUGGCUCCAGAGUCUGGAGAAACGCAUGGAGAACCUCAAUCCGCAUGCGCAGUUCCGCCUCUUCCUUUCCAUGGAAUCCAGCCCCAAGAUUCCGGUCAACCUGCUCCGGGCCAGCCGUGUACUCAUGUACGAGCAGCCCGCUGGCGUGCGCGCCAACAUGAAGGACUCCAUGUCGUCGCUAUCUACUCGUGCUACGAAGAGUCCUGUGGAGAGGACAAGGCUUUACUUGCUCUUGUCUUUCUUGCAUGCGGUUGUCCAGGAGCGUCUGCGAUACGCGCCUAAGCUCGGUUGGAAGGCCUAUUGGGAGUUCAAUGACAGUGACUACGAAUGUUCUGCCUUCAUCAUCGACACCUGGAUUGAGGCUGUCGCGCAGAACCGCACAAACAUUGCUCCGCAGAACAUCCCGUGGGAGAUGAUUCGUCACCUCGUCGUUGAGACUUAUGGCGGCAAGAUUGACAACGAAGGCGACUACCGCCUCCUGACCGAUCUCGUCCGCAAUCUCCUGACGCCGUCGGCCUACGAUACCGGCCACAAGCUCGUCGACGAUGCCGAUACCAACCUCACGGUCCCUGAGGGCACGUCGUUGCCUGACUACUUAGAGUGGAUCCACAAGCUCCCCGAGAGAGAGCCGCCUACGUACCUCGGCUUGCCAGCCAAUGCCGAGAAGUUGUUGCUUGUAGGACUAGGACAGACGAUGAUUCAGAAUGUGAAGAAGGUUACGGAUAGGUUGGAUGAUCAGGAGAAGCUCAUGGCAUAA
Molecule: messenger RNA, 13020 nt
Organism: Scedosporium apiospermum
Lineage: Eukaryota; Fungi; Ascomycota; Sordariomycetes; Microascales; Microascaceae
Product: Dynein heavy chain, cytoplasmic
Exons: 3
Coding region: 1-13020 (4339 amino acids)
Biological process (GO): microtubule-based movement
Cellular component (GO): dynein complex
Molecular function (GO): dynein light intermediate chain binding; dynein intermediate chain binding; ATP binding
Source: RefSeq, a predicted model, not a curated record